AUGGAGGUCUUUCCUAGCGUGGAAGACUUCGUGCGGAAAAAGGAGGAAAUCGAGCGACAGACUUCAACGCAUUACAUCUAUUACGGCCAGAAGAAGGAGUUUGGGGAGAAGGAUGUUCAGCCUUCAGCUCAAAAAAGGAUUGUGUGGGAAUUAAAGAGCGUCCCGUUCAACGGCAUACCCUUCCAGGUGGUGGGGACCAAAGUCUUUGAAUGCCACCAAGGCAAAGACAGAAAUACAGGCAUCAAAGCAAAGUAUGCUGCCGAUAAAAACAAGAAGGAGCUUGAGGGCCAUACUUUCACAUCGAGGAGGAAACGCCAGCAAGACACCAAGAAACUCGACUGCCCCGCUCUGAUCAAUGUCGCACAAAUCAUCUGUUUUCCUGGUUUUAAGAUCAACGAAAACAAGGAGCGGCUGAGGAGGGAGCACUCCAAAGCUUUGAGAUCGGCGCUGGAGAAGGACCCGCCGUCAGUGCAAGCGGAAGUUCUGUUCUGUGCCCGGUUUCCUGCGCUCACCGAGCAUCGCUCGCAUUCCUUUGAAAAGGAGGAGACGGUCUUGCCGCACAGGAAGAAGAUGAAGAAGAUCGUGCUGAGGAGAGAAUGCGAGACUCUGCUGCGGGAAAUGGCAGACCUGACGUACUGUGUGCAGAAUGAAGUCUACCUCGAGGGGCUGAAAAAAACCCUGGAAAACCUCAAGGACGAGAUCAAAGCGCAAGCACCUGAAGACGCGGGCCCGAUGCUUGCCUCGUCACCCAAAAAGAGAAACGGGGGUGAGAUUGCGGCUGAUCUAAUGAACAAAACACCCAGGAUGCACCCAUUUUCAAGGAAGGUGGGGCAACAUGCAGAGAACAGGGAUGAGCCUGGAUGUAAAGUACUCCCAGCCCCCGUUACCAAAACAGCAAAAUCACAGGCCAAAAUUACUACAUGCACCAGUCCCAGUUUUCCAUUUACAAAUCAAACUCUUUAAUGUGCAGUAUGUGACUUGUACAGUAUGUGAAUUGUAAAUAUCCCUUAAUUAUGACUGUCAUAUAUAGUUCUGAUAAAAAAUAAUAAUAAAGGGUUUCCGGUUCCGCCACCGAAAGAAUGGCCGCCUAAUUUCCGAGCUCCCCGACGGUUUUGAGAAAUAACCCCAAAAACCUUUAGUUCUGUUAACCCUUGUGACGUUUUUGUCGGAACAAUGAAGAAAAGGGGUGGCGAUACUAGACGUACGGGAAAACGAUGGAAAACGAUCCCGAAGUGAGACGAGGCAGCCGAAGUAGCUCCCCAAACUCAUCUCCGCCACAUGGCGAAGGCGGCCCCGAAGUCGGCCUGCGGUGUGUUCUCAACCUACUCCGGGAGUUCAGAAGAGGCAACGAGGCGGCACAGCUCUCCGACAUUAAACAAGAACUCAAGAGGACGAACGACAGACUGGACGAGGCAGAAUGGUCUAGGGCAGUGGUUCUCAACCUUUUUGGGGUCCUGGACCCCCUGCGUAUUUUUGAUCUACCCUGAGGACCCCUCCACCUGAUCUUGGGGGAGGGGGGUUGCAAUUUGAUAGAAACAGUAGAAACUGCAUUUUAAAUUGCAUUAUAGCAUUUAUUCACUCUUUGGGGCAAAAAUAAGAGCUUUCAGUUGUAACUUAGAUAUAGUUAACAAAACAGAAUUCUUAUGCAGUAAC
Lampris incognitus (smalleye Pacific opah) is the source of this 1653-nucleotide messenger RNA. RefSeq lists its product as uncharacterized. NCBI's taxonomy places the organism in Eukaryota, Metazoa, Chordata, Actinopteri, Lampriformes, Lampridae. The record is from RefSeq and is a predicted model, not a curated record. Gene Ontology annotation, molecular function: DNA-binding transcription factor activity. The transcript has 5 exons. The coding region runs from base 1 to 963 and encodes 320 amino acids.